AUCCCAGACAAGGGAGGACACUCUUGUGAAGACCUCGUUUUCAAGACGGAAGUAAAUGCUUGAAAAAGCCAACUACUUUUGUAUAUUUAGUAUUUUUUGUAAUAACAAUUAAGCAAACAUGUCAUACGACCAGGUUGGAUAUUCUGACAAGCAACCCAUUUCUAGUAGCAAUGAAUUCACGGAUGAUCCGUACGGAAACCGGGACCCAAAUGGGAACGGUCAUGGCAAUGGAAUUUACAAUGACUACACAACAGAAAUAAAACCUAAACAAUACAACCAAGGCUUUUCGUUUCUAUGUUGCUCGUGCCAGAAUACGAAGAAAGUUAAAUUUAUUUUAGCAGCGUCAGUUGUGGUUGUUAUCUUAUCUGUGGUUCUGAUUAUAAUCUCCGCAGUCGCUCACAAAAAUAAAGACAAAGAUGGGAGUGGUGCUGGGCAGCCACAGAUCACAAAACUCAAUGGUCUGUUUGCAUAUGGUCCAGAUGAUACAGGGUUACUGGAGUUGCAUGUGAGUGACCAUGGCUUGUAUAUGCCCUAUGUGAACAGAAUGGAAGGAAAGAUGCAAGUUUACAGUACAAUCCGACAAGUGAACGACCAGAAGACUUUUGUGACUUGUAAUGAGGAUGAGACUUUCAUUCUGCCGCCGAAUGAAGAUCAGGCGUGUAUGCAGACUGCAGAAACAUUUGGUGAAAAUUGCCAAAAUUUCAAACUGUAUGGCGCUCUGGAAUUACGUCCAUGUAUCCUACUGGUUCUCACUCUGGAGGCUGAUCAUAUCCCUGAACCAUUCAACCUCAGUGACCCAGCAAAUGCGUAUGUGUUGAAAGAACUUGCAAGCCGCCAUACGAUGCAUGACGUGGGGGUCAGCUGUUAUGGAAAGACUGAGGAGGAUAAAAAGGCGCUCGUUCUUCACACGGCAAACGGAACAUCAGAGAACAUGUUGGACGGAGGGGCCUUCGUGUACUCUCCUAAAAAUGGCUUCCCAACCUACUUUUACGCCCAGAAGACACGAGGGUUGAACUACAUCAGCCCCGGGGUGAUGGUCCAGCUUAACCAUGUUCCUGUAAACCAGAAGGUGACUAUAAGAUGUACAGCCUGGGCAAAGAACUUCCAUGACGGCCAUCCGGAAACUAGCAAUGUCUACACGACUGAGUUCUCCGUCCUGCUGAAAAACUGAGAAACUUUUAAAAACAAGAUGAGGCACAGGAUUAUGUUAAUUUUUCUGCUUUGGUUGAAGAUAUUCCAAAAAUCGAAAUUUUCAUUUUUUAGAAAUGUGAUGUUAGAAUCAAGACAUUAUACUGUGAAUAAUAAAUUAGGAAAUAACAAUAGGGAAAUAGAAUAAUGAAUUCAAAAAAGUGGCAAAAUUAUCAUUUUUAUUGCCACAUUUGAAAAUUGAAUGGCCAUUUUAAAGGCUAUUGUUCAACAAAUGAACAACAUCAAAUAGAUAGAUAUUGAUUUAACACUUUCAUGUGUGUAAUACUGCUAUUUGUAUCUAUUUCACUGAAAAACAGUGUUCUUCAAGAAACUUGUGCACAUUUUGUACUGAAUCAUAUCUCUUAUAGGUCGGAAUCUCUAUUGGUAAAAAUGGUUUAUAUUUUUGUAUGAGAAUUUACUUCAAGUCCUUGUUAUUUGUUAUUUUUUCGUUGAAAGCAUUUAUCAAAACUAUUUGUCAUGUCCCCCAAAUAAGUAAAUAUUUGGGGAGUUUCAAGAUUUUGGGGCUUGGGCGGUGCCUUUCUGAUUGUGGAAAAUAAUGCUUACCAUAAUAUUGACUAAAAAUGGGAAUUCCAAUUUUGUCUAGAAAUGAGCAAGACUGCUAUAAAGAGUAGACAGAAAGAGUAAAGAAUGAGAUAGAGUAUAUUUAUUUAAAAAGACACCAAUUUCUAUGAUACAAUAAUGCUUUUGGGAUCCAUUUUUUUAGCUUUUUAAAAAAAAUCGGCCCUAAAUUUGUAAGAGAGAAACGUGUGUAAAGAGAUUUAGGCAAAAGCAGAUUAAAACAUACUCAAUCAUAUAUGUUCAAUCCUUGAAAAAUAUCUUUAAAUUAUUAGUGAAACUUAAAUAAGUUCAUUACAUUUAAUUAGUUCAUUACAUUUAUGUGACCAAGUAACAAUGUUUAUGCUUGAAAUAAGAGGCUUUAAUCAUUGCAAUUUUUCAUAUUUUGUUUUAUAAAGAUGUAUACAUUUCAAUGUUAUAAAUGGAUAGUGAUUAGUUUUUAAUAUUUACACAUUUAACAAUUCUACUUUCUUGCAUUCCAUUUGAUAAAAUAAAGGUUGUGACUGUUAGCUUGUGUUUUGUUACAAGUAUGUUAUGUUAACAUGUGAUAUGUUUGUUAAUGUACAUCAAAAUGUCUGUUGAAAUUCAUUAAUCAAGAUUCAAGAGGACGAUGGUUAACUAAGUAUUAUUCCUUGUUGGUGAUUAUUAAAAACACUGUGAUGGGUUUUGUUUAUGGAUUUUAAGCUGUAUGACUAGAACAUAUCAUUCCUAUUUUUGUUGUUCCUUGUCAAGUCAAAACAUUUACAAUAAACUGUGAGUUACAUUUUUAAAAUGAAACUGAAACUAUCUUCAGCAGUAGGUUUUAUAAUGAAGAAGAAGUAACUUGCAUUCAGAGGUAAAUAUGACAUUCAGCACUUGGAUAUUUAGUUAUUGCAUAUAAAAUACUAAUUUUUAUUAGUGUUUGGGCCAAUGUCUCUUUACUACAUAGGCUAGCAAUUAUUCAUGAACAAACUGUUAAAUGAAUGGCUUAAUAAAAGCAGUUAAUGGAAAACUUCAUUCUCAUCAGAUUCAUACUGAUUCUGAAUAAUUCUUCCAGCAAUCCCAUUGAUGGAAACAUAGGCGCAAACACCAAUGAUUGUUAACAUUUUUGUUGAUAGUAAAUUUUCAUGUUUUUCCAAUUCUUAAACUUAAUCAUGAAUCCUAAAUCGCAAUAUUGAAUUACUCACAGAAAUUGCCUGCUUAUUGUGCUUUAUACUUGUUGUUUCAAUGUGUUCAGUAUAGUUGAUUACUGACAAAAUGUCUGUGUUUUGCCUUUGUGUUAAUCAUAAGAUAAAUAGUGUUCUGAAAUUCAUUGAUAGCAGCUAGAUUUACAAAAGGGUACUGGUACAUCUUUUGCAUGGUGAAUUAGUAUCAAAAUAUAUUUUUGUAUUUCAAUCUGUGGUUAAAUGAUUGAACUAUUUUUUUUUUCAUUAAAACAAACUAUUUUGUAGCCUUUAAACCUUUAUCAAGAUGAAGUGCCUUUUCAUCACAAGAACAAGCAAAAGAGGCUGAAACAGAUUAUUUUUGUAAUAUUUUUUUCUCAAUUGAUCCCCAACUCAUAGGGACCAUACAUUGAGCUAUUGUACGAUGUAUUUGCAUUCAAGUAUUGUUCUAUUGAUGUUCACCAAAAACCUUUGAAAGACUAUCCUGUUGUGUAAACAAAAGUAGUCAUUGUUCUAUGACAUAUCUGAAGAACUUUAUCUGAAAAGGAAACCCAUAAAUUGUUAGAACUAAGAAGGAAUGAGGACAACUUUAUGGAUUAGCUGUAUUUUACACAUCACUAAUUCAAAUAUUGGAGGCCCUCACAGUUGAUUUAUCAAGAUAUGGUUUUAUUUAUCAAUGGUUGUAUGUUAUUGCCAAUGAUUUUCAAAUGAUUAAAUUGCUUGUCCUAGCUGCCCCAGUGUUGGUUACCGGCCUAGGCUCAUGUGAGUUUGGUUGGUGGCAAUCAAGCUGGACUAGAGGGUUUUCUCUGGGCUUUCUUGUUUCCACCCAAACCUACAUCCAAACUGGGAUGCAACAACAAGCCAACCACACUGCACAUUUUAAGGAAAAAAAUGAAGCUUAAAGGGGAAAAAAAAUAAAGUUUAAACUUCAAGAUUGUAUCAGGGCCUCACAAAAUAUGCCACAAUACUAAUCAUGGUUCUUGUUCAUCUAACAAUGAAAACAAUGUAUGCACAGUAACUCAAAAUACAGAAAGAAACCCAAUCUGGUAGCCCUUUUUCCUUUAAAGUAGUUUCUUAUACAAUUGCAUCCCACUGUAGUACUUAUCCGUAUGUUGUAAAGUAACAUGUCCAUUAAAAUGUCACAAUUUUGUUUGUACCGGGUAAUUAACUGGGGGAAACCAGAAUGUUAUAUUUCCGCUUCAACUAUUGACUUUGUAUAUUAACCCUUAGGCUGCUGAUGGCGAUUUUAAAGGCUUUGCAAACAGCUUGGAACCAGACCAGACGCCGAGUAACUCGGCGCCUGGUCAGGUUCCAAGCUGUUUGCCACUCAGUCAAUAUAUCCCCAAAGUUUUAAGUAAAUUGAAAUUUUUUUAGAAUAAACCAGACGACAUUUUUGAGCAGACGACAAUUUACCCAGCAUGCAAAGGGUUAAUUGGUUUGGAAUAUAAAUCAUAAAAGAUGAGUAGAGUAUAGCCAGGCUUUUAUUAUCAUGAAUGUUUUUGUAUUAACAUUACAAGCCACACUUGCAUGUACUAAGUGCUCCAUUCCACAUUGUCUAGUUCUUUGCACUUACAUGUAAAUACACACAAAUUGUACUUCGUCACAUUACAUUGAUCUUGAAAAGCUAGUUCUAUUUCUUGAAAAUUAUAUUUAAAGGUCAUUCCAUGUAUCUGAAGCAUUUUAAAGCUGCAUUCUCACAGAUUGACCAUUUAGACAACUUCUUUUAUUGUUGCAUAAAUGUCUGGAAACUAGUGAAACAAGACUGCUGACAAAAGAUCAGAUCACAGUUUUUCAUAUCCAGUAUACAAUCAAUAAUUGAUGUUGAUUCUGAGACAAAAAAAAACUAAAAAAAUGUCAGAACAGUGAGAGUGCAGCUUUUAAAGUAUUUGAUGGCUUCUCAUAUGAUAGUAAGAUCAGAGAAUUUACACACCAACUAACGGUGCAUGUACCUAAGGAGAGGUUGUUUUGCAAUUUUAAAAUGUUUUGUAUUCAUUUACAUGUAGCUUGUAAGCCACAAUGUUAGCUAGUGUGUAACAUAUGAGAAUAUUUGUACCGGUUAUACUUUAUAUUCAUAUUGGUGAUAUUUCAAGGUUGAGACAUAUCAUUCCUCUGUCCUAUUUUUUUAUUACUGAUUUUCACUGAUGUAUCCAUUCAUGUUUGUAAUAUCAUAUUGUGAGAAGGCUUGAUACCAAUUGCCUUGUACAUGUAUAUAUACUGUAUAUCCACUUUAAAAGCUGAAUUGUUGUGGCCUAUUCAAUUACAGGUAUGGUACAGUUAUGUUCGGGUUUUUUUUUUACAUUUUCUUUAUUGUCAUGUUGUUGUUUUUCUAUUAAGUAAAGCAAAAGUUGGAAACACUUUGCAUUGCCAUAUUUGAUAAAUGCGAGUAAUCAAUGGUUCUUAGUGUUCAAAAUUAUAUUUUGUCCAAUGGGAUGUCAGUAUCUUUUAAAUAUGCCCUAUAUUUGAUUAGGUAAAUCAGCAGUCAGCGGUUAUUGAUUUUAAUCAGGGAUAUCAGUUUUCUAGAGGCAGUAAUUUUUUACAAUGUGUGUAUACCACGUCAUAAAGUGCGUCAUAAAUGCUACAUCAGAAGGCAAUAUCUUGCGUCAAAUGAAGACUUUAAACAAAGAUAACUUUACUAUUUAUUCACCAUUUUAAAUGAAACAUGGUGCAGUCUAAGCCUCCUACAUAGCCCUGCAUUCGGUGUUUAACUAGAGUUUGAUUGAGAGUUUAGUUUCUUAAAACACUGGACUGACAAUUUAUUUAUCACAUGGUAUACACACACUGAUUUAGAUGAAGUAUAAUUUCAGACACUAAGCUAGAUAGUGCCUGACCAGUGAGCAUACACGCAUGUAAAGAAUAGGAAUUGAUGAAUGCAUAUUUUAACGAACACUAUCCUUUACUUCACAUCCAGUCCUUGAUAAAUACAUGCUUAGGGGCAGAAGUUCUGCACCAUUUGUUUUAAACCAAUAUAAUAUAUUGUAACAACAAAUUUUGCCAAUUAGAAUGAAACUUUUUCUUUUGAACAAUGAAAAACAAACCAUUUCCUUACCAUAAAUAGUCUUUUGGCAAGACAUUGAUAUUUUUUGACCAUGUCAAAAAGGUUAAAAAAUCUUAAUAAGGGACAUUGUUGAAAAUCUACUGCUUAUGUUCAAGACAAUGAACUCUUCAAACAUUUUGGCAUCAAUUAGAGUUGUUAAAAGAUUUUGCUCAAUGUAUAGUACUGCCUAGGGCUGGUCUAACUUGUCAAUUUUUUUAACAUGGAUACAACAAAAUGUUUCCAACUUGCCAUAUCACAGUCAUAGUUAUGUUAUGUUGUGUCUUUGGACAUUCAAUGUCCUAGAUUAUCCUCCUAGAGAGCUUUUUCUGCGCUUUAAACUGUCAAAUUGCCUUCACAUGCUUGUUACAUUUUUUUCCUUUUUAACAUGUCUACAUAUAAUUGGCAUUAAACAAAUUGGGGCAUCCGUUGUAGCAUAUGGCUUUCAUGAAUCUGUGAUCAAUAUUUCUACCAGUGAAUCUAUCAAAAGUUACUAUAUUUUUAUCCCUUUGAGAGAAUACUAGACAAAUUAAGGGUGCCCAUGAUUUAUCACCUAUAACAUAUGCACAUUGCCUAAAAUUGGUCUGGCUCACAGUUUCUUGCACAAACAUAAAUAAAACUAUAAUUCAUGUGUGGAUGUCCCUUUGUUACAAGAAUUUUAAUAUUGGAAACCAGCACAAAUCUUCUGACAUAAAGUAUUUAAGAAAAAAUGCAAACACGUGUAAGUUGCUUUUGCCCGCUAGCUUUUGACAUUUUCAAACAGAACUCAAAAAAUGAAAUAAAUUUAUAGUCUGCAUAAAGUGUAUAAUUAUUUUGAACGGCUUUUUGCAAGAAUCAUGGAAUCUAAUUAUAUUAUUGAUUAUUAGCUUUAUUCUUUAUAAAAAAAGGAGUCGUUAUGUCAAAACUUUAUUGGCAGUGGUGUCAUUAUGGCGAUGUUUGAAAUAUUGGCUAUAUCUUUAAUAUUAAAGAUUUAGAUAUUUUAACAUGAAACUAGGUACAGAUGUUCACUAUGACAAUACACACCCAUUUGCUUCUGCUUGCAAUUCUUGCGUUAGUACUUUAUCCACUUGUGCCUUUUGUUAAACCUAUAAUUAUGUCAAUGUUAUGUUCAAUUUUGUAGCAAGUUGUUCUUUUCUUGUUCACUAUAUUUAGUUGCAAAAGUGUUUAUAUAAUCUAUUAUUUCAUUUGAAAAUUCCAUACUUUGUACUUCAAACAAGAAAAUAAAUAGUAUAUAAUCAUU
This is a messenger RNA of Mya arenaria, 7177 nucleotides long. RefSeq lists its product as uncharacterized. The transcript has 5 exons. Gene Ontology annotation, biological process: intracellular sodium ion homeostasis; sodium ion export across plasma membrane; intracellular potassium ion homeostasis. Gene Ontology annotation, molecular function: ATPase activator activity. Gene Ontology annotation, cellular component: sodium:potassium-exchanging ATPase complex. The record is from RefSeq and is a predicted model, not a curated record. The coding region runs from base 119 to 1171 and encodes 350 amino acids. Lineage: Eukaryota; Metazoa; Mollusca; Bivalvia; Myida; Myidae.